UGCUCGUAGCGUUGAUUCUGCCGACGUUGAUCAUAACUUUGUUUGGAGAGAUAUUACCUCAGGUGGUUUGUUCCAAUUACGGAUUAUUGAUCGGCAGUCGGACACGCUACUUGACAAUAUUUUUCAUGGUCUUAUUCUGUCCAAUCUCAUAUCCGAUCUCGAAAUUUCUCGAUAAGGCAGUUGGCGUUGAGGGUCGCGAUGUUUACGACCGUAAAACAUUACGAGUUCUUAUCUCCAUGCAAAGAGAUCUCAUUAAAGAUCAUGCUAAAAAACGAAUGGUUGAAAGCAAAAUGAUGGAUGUGGAUACCACUGAUCUUGUAUUGGCGGCAAUCGAUUUCCCCGAAAAAAUUGUUAUGAGCGUAAUGACACCAAUCGACAAGAUUUUCAUGUUAUCCGAUAUGAGUGUUAUCAACAACUCACUUCUUAAAACGAUUGCUGCUAAAGGCCGAACACGGAUACCCAUUUACAAGGGCAAAGAUCGUGAGACGGUGUUCUUUAAAAAAAUGAUAGUUGCUGUGCUGAAUAUGAAGGAUCUUUUGCCGUUCUGUCAAUCGACAAAACUCAAAGUUGGUACAGUUGCGCAAUUAUGGCAGAGGAGCAGUCAAUUUCGAUUCGCGUUAGGU
Molecule: messenger RNA, 623 nt
Organism: Anisakis simplex (herring worm)
Lineage: Eukaryota; Metazoa; Nematoda; Chromadorea; Rhabditida; Anisakidae
Source: the annotation of a GenBank genome assembly